Pangasianodon hypophthalmus (striped catfish) is the source of this 1877-nucleotide messenger RNA. RefSeq names its product family with sequence similarity 151 member A (gene fam151a). NCBI's taxonomy places the organism in Eukaryota, Metazoa, Chordata, Actinopteri, Siluriformes, Pangasiidae. The record is from RefSeq and is a predicted model, not a curated record.
AUGGAUGAGAAGAAGAAGAGUAAUGAAAGGCAACAGGAUGAGGAAGGAGAUGAAGAAAAGGAAGCGAAGACUAUACUGGGGAUUUGUACCAGACAGCAGUUCACUAUGUUCUGUGUGGCUGUUGGGCUUGUUGUGCUGCUGCUCAUCAUAACAGUAACCUCCGUCGUUCUGACCAUGAAUUCGGGUUCAGGAACUUCGGAGACCAUGGUAACGUUCCCUACGGAUGGAGACAUGCUGGAAUUUCUUCUUCAAAAUGGGGAGAUUCAAGAGAAAGAUGGACUCUAUGCUACAUGGUAUCACGCUGCAAAUACCAAAGCUGAAACCAAAAAAGCCCUGGAAAGUGACAUUAUGAUUCUGGAGGCUGAUGUCAAUGUUCAAGGUCAUAAUACCAUUAAUGAAACCAAUAUUCCAAUCAUGGCCCAUCCACCAGAUGUGUACAGUGAUAACACUUUGGAAGAGUGGCUUGAUGAGGUUAUCAAAUCUAAGAAAGGAAUAAAACUGGAUUUUAAAAGUCUUCAAGCUGUGGAGCCUUCACUCGAUCUUCUCAGGAUCAAGAAUCAAACAGGAAUCAACUGUCCCGUAUGGUUGAAUGCCGAUAUCCUUCCCGGUCCGAACGUUCCUGGUUUCUGGCCCGUGGUCAACGGCACUCGAUUCUUUGAACUUAUCCAGACGAAGUUUCCAGAUGUAACCAUCUCACCAGGAUGGAAGGUUCUUUAUCUGUCCCUCUUCCCCAAUGUGACUUACACGCAGGCUAUGGUGAUGAAGAUGUACGACACCGUCAAACACCUUCCACAAAAAAUCACGUUUCCUGUUCUGGCAGUUAUGGCGAAGAAUGGAUGGCCUCACCUAAGCUGGCUUCUCAGCCAGUCCUCCAGGUUCAGUUUGACCUUGUGGCAAGGUGAGGAGAACCCCACUGUCAAUGACCUGCUCUUCAUCAGAGAUAACACUAACCCUCAGCACAUCUACUAUGACAUCUACGAGCCGGUGCUGUCCCAGUUUAAAGAAGCUGCAAAGCAGAAAGAUAGACCAAGAAGGUUCUAUACAGGUGGGGACAUAGUGGACUAUUUCAAGCCUGCAAACAGUGACGGACUUAACAUCCAGUGGGAGGAGGUGUAUGACCGAGCUUCUCUUCUAUCUAUACUCAAAGAAAGCCCAGGUGGGAUGCUUGUGAUUCCGGUAACAUCUGGGACAGGUGAUCCGUGGACUCCAGUGGUUGAAGGUUCACUGCCAGAGCUGCCUCUCCAGGAUUGUCUAGAUUUAAUCCUUGCUUCAAAGGAUUCAUGGGGCAUCUACCUCAAGGUGAAGUCCCAGAUACAGCUAGCUACCUCACUAAAUCUGCUGCGAGAAGCAUACGCUAGCGACCUACUCUACCAUCCAGUCUGGAUCAACAUGGACAUCGCCCACGGAGUCUUCAACGUCGAAGGCUACAUCACAGGCCUGGAGUUUGUGAGAACCAUUAACCAGAUUUUCCCAUACGUCACCAUGGCUCCUAGCUGGCCUCAGGAGAGUCUGGAUCAGGGUUACACACCACAGAUGGUUGAGGACAUGAUGGAACUCUUCCAAGAGGUUUGGCAGGACGUCUCACUGCAGCUGUUGGCUGUCUAUCUGGAGAGAUCAGAGGGAAUUAGGAUUCUUCAACAAAGUCAGGCACGUUUUUCUCUCACGGCAGAGCACAGGGACCAAGGGAAUGGAGGACUUGGGAUGGAGAGCUUUAAGUUUGUUCGUAAUGGGACCAGACAGCGAACCUUUUACAACAUUCCGAAUGCAUUUAAGGGGUUUAUCAACCAAGAUACCAAAGAGUAUAAAUACAAGCAUGUAAAAUAAAGAGGUGUUUUGUAGGAAAUAACAACCGAAAGCAAAUUUUCUUUCACCACAUC